AUGGGUUCACUCCCUUCCCCGCCACGACCCACGACACCACCACCAUCACCUGAGUUCAACCCUUCUCGCUAUCGAGUCAUCGUUGCUUUUUGUCCUAAAGAGGCAGGGCCUAAUGCUAACUUCUUUAACUGUAUACAGUGUUACAAUCCCUCUAACAACACACGGAGUCAUGUCAGCCUGAUUCCGGACCUACUCGAAAACCAUGUCUUAAAGGGUUUCGCUAUGGUUUCUCUAGGAGAAUCGAUUUACAUUAUUGGUGGGAGGUUAUGGUACAAAGAGAGGCCACCAAGUAGUGAUCAAUCCGAUGAGUUUGUCGAUGUUGGUGUUGAAGUGUCACCUUUAGUACUUCGAUACAAUGUUCGGUCGGACCAAUGGUCCAAGUGUGCACCAUUAGGCAUACCACGCUUCGAUUUUGCUUAUGCUGUUUGUGACAAUAAAAUCUAUGUGGCAGGAGGGAAGUCCAACUUGGCUAGUGCUAGAGGUAUUUCAUCGGCGGAGGUGUAUGAUCCUGCUCUUGACGAAUGGACUCCAUCAAGCAUGAGCACAUUGAGAUACAAGUGUGUAGGAGUGACAUGGCAAGGGAAAAUCUACGUGGUGGGUGGUUUUGCAGAAAGAGGGGUCGACCUAAACAUGCUGACAUUUUCUCCGCAGCGUAGCUCCGCUGAGGUGUUCGACACCCGAGCGGGGAGGUGGGACCUCGUCGCUGGGAUGUGGCAGCUCGAUGUGCCACCUAAUCAGAUUGUCGCGGUGGACGGCAAGCUGUUCAGCUCUGGGGAUUGUCUCAAGCCCUGGAAAGGUCACAUUGAGAUGUACAAUGGGAUGCUUAACAUGUGGGAUGAAGUGGAUGGAUCUUGUUUCCAAAUCUCCACAUCUUCAGGCACCAAUGAUGAGCAUUGGCCACCGAUGGAACGCCUUUACUUAACAAUGGCACCGAUAGGAACCCAACUAUAUUUCUUGGCAGGGUACCGCAUGGCCGGUGAAUCAUCCCGAACACUUUCAACAGUCUAUAUAUUUGAUACAUCGGCAACGGUCGAUGCAUGGAGGAGCUUAGCGCCAAUGGAGGAAGAAGGCGAGAAAGAGCUGUGCAGUCACUGUUGUGUUGUCCAACUCUAUUAA
Theobroma umbraticum is the source of this 1116-nucleotide messenger RNA. RefSeq names its product F-box/kelch-repeat protein At1g16250-like. NCBI's taxonomy places the organism in Eukaryota, Viridiplantae, Streptophyta, Magnoliopsida, Malvales, Malvaceae. Gene Ontology annotation, molecular function: protein binding. The record is from RefSeq and is a predicted model, not a curated record.